Fusarium keratoplasticum is the source of this 756-nucleotide messenger RNA. RefSeq lists its product as uncharacterized. The record is from RefSeq and is a predicted model, not a curated record. NCBI's taxonomy places the organism in Eukaryota, Fungi, Ascomycota, Sordariomycetes, Hypocreales, Nectriaceae. The transcript has 2 exons. Bases 1 to 756 code for a protein of 251 amino acids.
AUGGACCCGGAAUCAUACGAGAGGAAUCUCGUAGCAUACGUGAAUAGAUCAAUUGAUGAAGAGGAAGAAUUUCACUUUUUGCGAUUCGAAUUCCUGCAGCGGCUCAACAUCACCCAGUUAGAGGUGAAACUAGCCAGGUUGAAGAGCCAGGUUCAUGCCCAUGGCCAAAUCAACAGCCAAGAGCAGGAAAUCCUCCAAAGAACGCUACGGGACUAUGCUACCACCAUCAGAGACUAUCGCUUUAUUCAGGGACACAAGAGCCUCAAAGAGACAGAGGCGAGAGACAGAAAGCUUCUUCUUAAGAGAUUCUUUCAGUCAGCCGAGGAUGUCAACGAUCCAUUUUCCUCACACUAUGCCUUCUUCCAGGACGCAGAAACCAAGAUCGACCCAAUGCGUGAUGCAUUCAUGAGGCAUCUUCCCUCGCGACUAACGUUCUCCAAGGAGGAACGCCGCCAGAGAUCCAAGGAGUACCACGACGGAAAACUACCUAAGGACUUUUCACAGCUGGUCGACCGAUCUGUGCGCUUCACUGUUGCUGUCACGGGGGGGCUGUUCCUUGUCGUGCCCAUGAUUAUCAUGACCCUUCAGCCGUCUGAUGCCAAGAGCUUGAUUACAGUAUCCGCCUUUGUUCUCCUCUUUGCUUUAGGUCUUUCUUUCGUCGUCAAGGUCUCCAGCAUUGAGACGCUGGUUUGCACUGCUACUUACGCCGCAGUGUUGGUUGUGUUUGUGGGUUCAAGUACGGGCAGCUCGGGAUGA